GACAGAAAUUCGUGCCCGAAAAUGCGGAAGCUCAAUCCAUACUAUAGCCCCACUGUAAUAAAAUCUUUAAUACAAUUUGAUUUCUUUCCCUUUUCAGAAUCUCCAUUUUCCCAUUUUCGAGGACUAUUUUAGUAAAGGCCGGAGUUUUUGGUAAUUCAUGAGCUAUUCUUAGACGAUAAACCAACAAUCCGGAGGUUGAAGCUUGAGAUGGUGAAGGGUUCAUCAUUGAUACUCAAAGGUUAAAGGGUAAAUGAUGGGAAGAAGUCUAAGCCCUAUACUUAGGAAAGAGUUGGAGAAUCUUGACAAGGAUGCAGAUAGUAGAAAAUCAGCCAUUAAAGCUUUGAAGUCAUAUGCGAGGGAGUUGGAUAGCAACGCGAUCCCCCUCUUUCUUGCCAAGGUUUCUGAGACCGAGGAGGCAGGUACUUCAUCCGGUGAAUGCACAAUCUCGCUGUAUGAGGUUCUUGCUCGUGUCCAUGGACCGAAAAUCCUCCCUCAGAUUGAUAACAUCAUGGCCACCAUCAUCAAGACCUUGAAAUCGAGUGCAGGGUCGUUUGCUCUUCACCAAGCUUGCUCGAAAGUGGUUCCAGCUAUUGCUAGGUAUGGGAUUGAUCCCGCAACUUCAGAACAGAAAAAGCGAUAUAUCAUUGACUUGCUUUCCAAGCCCCUUUCAGAUUGUCUUUUGGCCACUCAGGAGAGCUUAUCUUCUGGGGCUGCUAUAUGCUUAAAGGCUCUUGUAGAGACAGACAAUUGGCGGUUUGCUUCGAAUGAGAUAGUGAAUGAGGUCUGCCAAACAGUUGCCGGGGCAUUGGAAAAGCAUGCUCAGGCGAGUUCCCACAUGGCCCUCGUAAUGUCUUUGGCUAAACACAAUAGCUUACUCGUUGAAGCGUAUGCCAGAUUAUUGAUACAAUCUGGAUUAUGCGUUCUGAGAUGUGGAAAUGGGGAGGGAAAUUCUCAAAAGCGUUUGUUAGCCAUUCUUAUGAUCACCUCCCUGAUGAGGUGUUUGGAUCCCAGAAGCAUAUUUUCUGAGCUGGGAAUGGUUAUUGAACACCUGGGGAUGUGUCAAUCAGAUAAGAUGCAAUAUGUCAGAGGAGCAGCAUUUGAAGCACUUCAAUUGGCUAAAAGAAUAUGCUGUGAGAAAGGCUCAAAAUUUGAAAAGGACGUCGAGCCAACCAAUGGCUCAAGUUUUGACAGUAGAGGGAAUUUCCAUAGGAGAAAUAUGUGUGAAUCUGAUGAUCAGUCACCUAUAACUACAUCACCCGAAUCAGAGACUGCUGAUUCACUUAUUUCGUUGGAUCCUAUACUCGACUCCCAGAAUUCAACCAAUUUGAUCUCUCAAGGUUUGGGUAAUGAUCAAAAGAGUGCGAAGAGGAGACUUUGGAGAAGGUGUGGGAAUGGUGCCCUUAAAGAAGAAAUUUUGUCAGAUGUUGCCCGCCAAAUUGCCAUUCAGAACUCUGAACAUGAUGAACUGACUAGCAAUCACAGUGACUAUAGUGAUGUAUUUGCAGGGUAUAUCCCAGGAAGUGGUCGAAAUGGAUUCAUCAGGAACAGAACUCCUAGUCCUCAGAGGUCACGCUCUCAUAUUACACCUGAAAAUUUAGCAAUCUUUAACGAUAGAAGCUUGGAUUUUCUUGGAAAGAACACUCGCCAUUACACCAGUCGUCCUUCCUCGUGCAAAUUGGAGUCCCCUAGGAGGUGCAGAGAAGACAACAGGGACAGAAAAUCAUCAGAAUCAACAUCUUCGACAGAAGAUGCGUUGGCUGAUACUGAAUCUCAGUGCUUCACAAAGGCUGUACCUGAAAGUGAAACAAAAUCUGAAGGUGCGUAUACUCAACACACUUCAAAAUGCAAAAUGAUCUGUGGAUUUUCAGUUGCUGUGCUUGCCAUUCUUGCAUUUUUGUUGUGGGAUGAGGAUCAAGACGGGUUUUACAACCUCGUUCCCACCUAAAUUUUGUGGUAUGCUAGAUCUUAGAAUUGGAUUUUAAGAUUUUUGUUGCACCAUGUUUAGAAGUUGGUUAUCAUAGGGUGAGAGUUGGAAGCUGUUCUAUACUUUGAUUAGGAUGUUUUCUCAAUCUGUCCACUUUUGCUUCUCCAAGAACAUUCAGAUUUCA
Molecule: messenger RNA, 2108 nt
Organism: Ipomoea triloba (trilobed morning glory)
Lineage: Eukaryota; Viridiplantae; Streptophyta; Magnoliopsida; Solanales; Convolvulaceae
Product: protein SINE1-like
Exons: 3
Coding region: 251-1945 (564 amino acids)
Cellular component (GO): microtubule
Molecular function (GO): microtubule binding
Source: RefSeq, a predicted model, not a curated record